AUUUUAAUAACAUCGAAUACCAAUUGACCAUGAAAUAGUUAAAUAGAUGAUUCCAUUAGGUAUUUCUAGUGAAUAUGCUGAAAAAUGUAUAGAAGCUAAUCGGCAUAAUCAUGUAACAACUACAUAUUAUCUUUUAUUGAAAAAGUAUUUAUUAGCAGGUAAUAAAUCAAUAGCAGGUAAUUAUGAAAUACAUUAAAUCCUUAGAUAUAAACUCUGAAUAAUUUGAGGCUCAAAGGAUAUCGAUUAGAUAAUCGACAUAAACUGAUAGAAAAUACAUUAAUUGAAUAAAUCCUCUACCAUUAAUACAAAGAAAAUGUACUUAUAUAAAUUAAUCAUUUAAGCAAGACAUACAUUAUAAAGAGAAGAUUCUCCUGUAGAUCCAAAACCAAGAUUAAAUAAUUCUGUUAAUACAUAAAAUACAAUCUUUUAAUAGUAAUCUCCUACAGUAUUGAAUUAAUCUGAAGAUGUGAGAAGAAAAGUGACUUUAGAUUUAUAGAAGACAACACUAUUAGAAUCCAGUUUAUUAUAAUAAUCUAAUGAUGUUAAAGUUUUGAAAUUGAAGACUCCAAUUUGUAGAAAUUAUAUAUU
Molecule: messenger RNA, 588 nt
Organism: Paramecium sonneborni
Lineage: Eukaryota; Ciliophora; Oligohymenophorea; Peniculida; Parameciidae
Source: the annotation of a GenBank genome assembly